AUUAUGAAUGACUUUGCUAUUAUCAAUAAAAUACCGGAAAACACGCGCAAACACAUCAAACUUUUUCACGUGUUUGACGACAUUACCGGAUUCAACGUAUUGGUCAUAACUAUUGGCGGCGUUGUCUACGGUAUGGGAUCUAACAAAUGGUCACUACUGGGCUUAGGUCACGAUGAAUGUAUUACUCAGAUCGUAGAGAUACCGGAGCUCAGCUUCAAACAAGUCAAACAAUUUAUUAAUGGAGAGGACUUUUGUUUGGCACUAACCUAUGAUAACCGGGUAUACAGUUGGGGACUAACACUAUCGGGACGGUUGGGUCGCGAUAUAAAUGCCAAAGAAAUUUAUGGUAAACCAGAACUUAUAACUGGUUUGGAUAACUUAGAUAUCAAUAAAAUUUGUUGCGGUUUUAACCACACACUGGUGGUCACCAGUGAUGGUCGGGUAUAUGGUUGGGGUCGUAAUCAAUAUGGACAGGUAGUCGAUAGAGACUAUGAUGUGCACAAACCCAUCCAAUUGUUUGAUGGGAUGUCCAAUAAAUUUACAGAUAUUAUGUGCUAUAGAUUUGCUUCAAUGGCCAUUGCAUCUGAUGGACAAAUAUAUAUUUGGGGUAAUAAUCGCAGUUAUUAUAACUACAGAUCGUAUACGCCAUUAACCAAACAACCGGUACUCUGGAGAUAUAUGGGCACUAAUAUCGACACAAAUAUAAUAAAAUUUUACGAAAUUAACGAUAUAUUCAAUAGAGAUUUUAAACGAGAUAUAGAUUUGGUUAAUAACGAAAACUAUUUAACUAUUGGCCAAAAUUUGGAUAACAAUAGACCGGUUAUUAUCUUUGACCACAUUUACCAUUUGUUUUCACAAAAACAUAAUAAGUCGAUAUUAUUUGGAUGGUCUAUCAGUAACCGUAAAAUUUAUCAAAUUUUAUCGGUCAAUGAGUUAAUCGAAACCCGCUAUAAGUCUGCCGAUGAGUUCGUAGCUAUUGAACAUAAGUUAACGCAUCAAACCAUUGAUAAUCAAAAAUAUUAUAAUAUUGAUCGCAAUAUUAUAAACCUAAAAGCAAAUGACAAUUUCGGUAACUUUAAUGUUAUGGAAACACUAGGAAAGGGAGGUUUUGGUGUAGUAUUUAAGGUUAAGAAUAAGACUAAUAAAAAUAAUUACGCCAUCAAAAUUAUCAACAUAUUAGAUUCUGAUAAACCAAAUGACCAAAUAUUACAAAAUGUAUGGAAAGAGUCGAAAAUGUUGUCUAAAUUGAAUCCACAAUUUGUGGUUAAAUAUUACGAUUCGUGGAUAGAAAACAAUCAAUUUUUCAUUCAAAUGGAAUUAUGUUCACAAAGUUUACAGAAUAUUCUUGAGAUAAAACCAAAUGUAUUGAAGAGACAGACAUCACAAGUCAUGGAUUUUUUUGAAUAUUAUAUAAGUUGUCAGAUAUUUAAAGAGAUUGUAGAGUGUGUCGAGUAUUUGCAUCACACGUGUCGACCACAAGUCAUACACCGGGAUCUUAAACCUUAUAAUAUAUUGACAGUUGAAAGACCUAAUAAUAAUAGAUUUAUUAAGUUAUGUGACUUUGGUUUGGCCACAGUUCAUGAGCCACAAGUCCACGAAAGAGAGUUUAUGAAACAUACAUCAGCUGUGGGUAAUCCAAAAUAUAUGGCACCCGAAGUCAACUUAGGUAUCAUUUAUAAUACUAAAGCUGAUAUCUAUAGUUUAGGUGUUAUUGCAACUCAAUUAUUUGAUGUCAAUAUUGAUUAUGACAUACCGUUUAAGUCUAAUGAUAAAAUUCUGACCGUAUGUAUGGGAAAYAUGAAAUUAAUAGUAUCAUCAAUGCUAUCGUAUGUCUAUAACAAUAGACCGUCGAGUCAACAGAUAUUACAGCGAAGUAAUGAAUGGCUUAUUGAUGACAAAUGUGUCAAAAGUGAUCACAAUUUUGACAAACAUUUGUUACAAUUAAAACAAAAUGAGUUUAAAUUCUUCUAUGAAUUUGUUAGACAAAAAUUGCAAUAUUUAUGUUUGUGAUACACACUAUUGCAACUAAACACACGUGUGCUUGUGUUGCACGUGUAGAUUAUGGCUAAACUUGUUUACAUAUUAAACUUCUAUCUAAUUUAAGCCAAAUUUUUAUCAAAUUAUUUGGAUAAUAGUCAAGCAAUGAAAUAUAUUUYAUUGUUUUCAAAUGAUUUUUGACACAAAA
This is a messenger RNA of Oppia nitens, 2185 nucleotides long. RefSeq names its product kinase and exchange factor for Rac B-like. The transcript is spliced from 4 exons. NCBI's taxonomy places the organism in Eukaryota, Metazoa, Arthropoda, Arachnida, Sarcoptiformes, Oppiidae. The coding region runs from base 4 to 2010 and encodes 668 amino acids. The record is from RefSeq and is a predicted model, not a curated record. Gene Ontology annotation, biological process: protein phosphorylation. Gene Ontology annotation, molecular function: protein kinase activity; ATP binding.